This is a messenger RNA of Lagenorhynchus albirostris (white-beaked dolphin), 2445 nucleotides long. RefSeq names its product MPN domain containing (gene MPND). The record is from RefSeq and is a predicted model, not a curated record. Gene Ontology annotation, biological process: double-strand break repair. Gene Ontology annotation, cellular component: BRISC complex; BRCA1-A complex. The transcript has 12 exons. Bases 313 to 2277 code for a protein of 654 amino acids. Gene Ontology annotation, molecular function: polyubiquitin modification-dependent protein binding; metallopeptidase activity. NCBI's taxonomy places the organism in Eukaryota, Metazoa, Chordata, Mammalia, Artiodactyla, Delphinidae.
CGAUCUACAGUCGCGGCGCGGGGCUGCUUCCCCAUUCUAUCCCGUAGCCCCAGGGCAGUGUGGCUCAUUCUCCCGGACCUCAGUGUCUCCUCGGUCCCAACAGCCGAGGCCUGUGUGUCCCUCAAUAGGAGUGGCCGCGGACCUCAAUUUCCUCGGUCGACGUAGUGGGCUGAGCCACCCUUGUCCCCCAGCCCCAGGCCUCAAUCCUGUAGGCUAUGGCCUCGGGUGGAGUCAUUGGUUCUCCGAAACCGUAAGUCCCCGGCCUUAGUUUCCCCAAUGGUACCCUGAACUCUCGGCUACCAGCCCCCUCCCAUGGAAGGUGGCCUCAGGCCUCAGUUUUCCGAAUGGUCCCGGAGGAUUGAGCCGCCGCCUCUUUCUCCAGCGUGUGCAAGCCGGAGGCCUGACUUUCCCCGCUCGCUCCUGCUGACCCGCCCACCGGCGGCGGCCAAUGGCUGGGGCGCUUCCCGCUCGGGGCAGAGCCGCGUCACGUGCCGGGAAGAAAGCACCAGAGGCGCGCAGGGCGUGUGGCUGAGCGGCCAUGGCAGCCUGUUGCUGCCCGCAGCUCCAGAGCCGCUGUCCCCCGCGGGCGGCGCGGGCGAGGAGGCGCCGGACGAGGACGAGGCGGAGGCCGAGGACUCUGAGCGGCCGGGGGCAUCGGGUGGCGCGCGCAGCGGCGGCGGAGGCGGCGGCGGUGGCGGCGGGGCCGGGCCAGGGAGCUGCGGUGGCCCGGGGGGCGCGCUCACCAGGCGCGCGGUCACGCUGCGGGUGCUCCUCAAAGACGCGCUGCUGGAGCCCGGCGCCGGGGUGUUGUCCAUCUACUAUCUGCUCUUGGGCCCAGCCAGCCCACUGUCACUGCAGGGGAAGAAGUUCGUGGGAGACCUGCAGCCCGAUGGGAGGAUUGUGUGGCAGGAAACGGGCCAGGUGUUCAACUCACCCAGCGCCUGGGCCACCCAUUGCAAGAAGCUGGUGAACCCAGCCAAGAAGUCUGGCUGUGGCUGGGCCUCUGUCAAGUACAAGGGCCAGAAACUGGACAAGUACAAGGCUGCCUGGCUCCGGCGAAACCAGCUCCAUAUACCUGCAGCUGCCGCCGAUGAGUGGGCACCUGGGGCAACGACAGGAACCGAAGGCUCAGGCCAGCCAGAGGUUUCUGUGGAACUUGCCGGGAGGGUAGGGAGCAGCCAGCUGAAAGUCCCGUCGCUGUCCCCCCAACCCCGACCCCGCCAGAGCCCGGCCAGCGAAGGAGAGGAGGAGGAGCUAAUGAUGGAGGAAGAGGAGGAGGAGGUUCUGACAGGAGCCUCAGCGGAGGACAAGAGUCGGAGACCACCGGUGAAGGGCCCCUCGGAGCCUGUCCACCCUGAGGCCACGCCCCCAGGGAAAAGGGUGGAAAACAAGAUCCGGGUGCCUGUGCGCUACUGCAUGCUGGGUAGUCGAGACUCUGCCAGGAACCCGCACACCCUGGUGGAAGUAACAUCCUUCGCAGCUAUCAACAAGUUCCAGCCGUUCAACGUGGCCAUCUCUAGCAACGUGCUGUUCCUGCUGGACUUCCACAGCCACCUGACCCGCAGCCAGGUCGUGGGGUACCUGGGCGGCCGCUGGGACAUCAACAGUCAGAGUGGGUAUUUGGGGCCUGUGGGCAGGGGGGUGUUUGGGGCUGGGGUCGAUGUCCACGCCUUCUCCCGCCUCCGCGCAGUGCUCACGGUGCUGAGAGCCUUCCCCUGUCGGAGCCGGCUGGGGGACGCGGAUACCGCGGCCGCCAUGGAAGAGGAGAUUUACCAGAGCCUGCUCCUGCGGGGCCUGUCCCUGGUAGGCUGGUACCAUAGCCACCCGUACAGCCCGGCCCUGCCGUCGCUGCAGGACAUCGACGCACAGAUGGACUACCAGCUGCGGCUGCAGGGCUCCAGCAAUGGCUUCCAGCCCUGCCUCGCCCUGCUCUGCUCCCCUUACUACUCUGGUAACCCGGGCCCAGAGUCCAAGAUCUCGCCCUUCUGGGUGAUGCCGCCCCCUGAGCAAAGGCCCAGUGACUAUGGCAUCCCCAUGGACGUGGAAAUGGCCUACGUCCAGGAUGGCUUCCUGACUAAUGACGUCCUUCAUGAGAUGAUGCUGCUGGUGGAGUUCUACAAGGGCGCCCCUGACCUCGUCAGGUUCCAGGAGCCUUGGAACCAGGAGCACACCUACCUCGACAAGCUCAAGAUCUCCCUGGCCAGCAGGACACCCAAGGACCAGGGCCUGUGCCACGUGCUGGAGCAGGUUUACAGCGUCCUCAGGCAGGGGAGCUGAGAGCACCAGCCUCCAAGGACCAGGGAAGCCUUUGGUCAGAUGCGGCUCCCCGAGGCUCUGCGUGAGGGGAGUGGGCCCAGGGCCUUUGUGCUGCUUCGUUCCUGUGUGACUGAGGUGUGUGAAGGCAGGGGCUCAGAUAAUAAAGGAGAAACAGCCUAGGCAUGUGUC